Messenger RNA from Capsicum annuum, 1830 nucleotides. Its product is annotated as aspartic proteinase PCS1. The coding region runs from base 120 to 1460 and encodes 446 amino acids. Lineage: Eukaryota; Viridiplantae; Streptophyta; Magnoliopsida; Solanales; Solanaceae. Gene Ontology annotation, molecular function: aspartic-type endopeptidase activity. The record is from RefSeq and is a predicted model, not a curated record. The transcript has a single exon. Gene Ontology annotation, biological process: proteolysis.
ACUUGCACAUUCAUGAUUCACCUCACUUUCUCCCAAUAAUUUUCCUUCCUUUCUCCACUGCCCCUCAAAAAAAUAUCAAAUAGUAUUCUAUUUACUAUUAUCUAAUAAGAAUAAAAAACAUGACCUCUGUUCCUUCAACAACUUUUCUUCUUCUCCUUGUUACAUUCUUGAAUUUUCUCUACAUUUUAUCAGCCAAAAAUGCACCUUUUUCUAUGUCAUUUCCACUUACAUCAACAACAUUGUCACAUAAUUCUUCAUCUAAGGCUCUUUUUCUUUCUUCCCUUAUCGCCACUUCUCAUCAAACUACAAAUGCAAAAGCUAUGCCUAGAGUUCCAUCUUUGAGUUAUAAGUCAACUUUUAAAUAUUCAAUGGCUCUUAUUAUUACACUUCCUAUAGGGACACCACCACAAAAUCAACAAAUGGUAUUGGACACUGGUAGCCAACUUUCUUGGAUUCAGUGCCACAAGAAAAUUCCCAAAAUACCCCCUCCAACAACAUCGUUCGAUCCUUCUUUGUCCUCUUCUUUUUCCGUCCUUCCUUGUAGUCAUCCUUUGUGUAAGCCAAGAAUUCCUGAUUUUACCCUUCCAACAUCAUGCGACCAAAAUAGGUUGUGUCAUUAUUCGUACUUCUAUGCUGAUGGUACUUUGGCUGAGGGUAAUCUCGUCCGUGAAAAAAUUACAUUUUCACGUUCCCAAACUACCCCUCCUUUGAUUCUUGGUUGCGCCACGGAGUCCGGUGAUGCUGAGGGUAUUUUGGGAAUGAAUCUUGGAAGGUUCUCUUUUGCCUCCCAAGCCAAGGUACAAAAAUUCUCGUAUUGCGUGCCGAUUCGACAAGGUAAUCAUACGGUGAAACCAAUUGGAACGUUUUACCUAGGUCAAAAUCCUAAUUCUCGUACCUUUCGAUAUGUGAACUUGUUGACUUUCCCUCAAAGUCAACGCAUGCCCAAUUUGGACCCCCUAGCAUACACUAUUGGUAUGGUAGGGAUAAAAAUUAAUGGGAAAAAAUUGAACAUCUCUGAGAGAGUUUUCCGACCUAAUGCUGGUGGUUCAGGCCAGACGAUCGUUGAUUCUGGCACGGAAUACACUUUCUUGGUGGAAGAAGCGUAUAAUAAGUUGCGAGAAGAAAUUAUUAGGUUAGCUGGUCGAAAAUUGAAGAAAGGUUACAUUUAUGGUGAUGCACUUGACAUGUGUUUUGAUAGCCAAUAUAGGAUGGAAAUUGAACGAUUGAUAGGUGACAUGACAUUGCAAUUCGAAAAUGGGGUUGAGAUUUUGAUCAAUAAGGAAAGGAUGUUGGAUGAAGUGGAGGGUGGAAUCCAUUGUGUGGGGAUCGGACGGUCAGAAACACUUGGCAUUGCUAGUAAUAUUAUUGGCAAUUUCCAUCAACAAAAUCUAUGGGUAGAAUUUGAUUUGAGAAAUCGCAGAGUAGGUUUUGGGAAAGGAGAGUGUAGUACACAAGUAUAAUGGGCAUUAAAUAUAUAUUAUGGUACAUAUUUCAUGAGAAUGUUAUAAGGGUGCAACUCGAGCAUAGAGGAGAUCGAAGGUCUAUAUGCCUCGACCUCAUGAUUUUCUAAAUAUUGCGUGCUCAUUCGAUAUUGGAUGAUACUAUGGAGUUGGCCGGGGCUUUAAGUCUUACUUGCACAUUCGAGGCUACAAAGGUUCAGAUCAAUGGUACUAUAAUUCAAGUAGUGGUACUUUAAUCAAAGGUGUCGAGCUUGAAGAGGACUUGGAUCUUGUGCAGUGUAAAAUAGUAAUCUAGUAAUAGAUGAUGAGGAGAGCAUAUAAUGUAACAUAUGUAUAUGUACUUAAUUGAAUUUGCAAUUCUUUUAUUACA